Messenger RNA from Colletotrichum fioriniae, 1188 nucleotides. RefSeq lists its product as uncharacterized. Gene Ontology annotation, cellular component: cytoplasm; nucleus. Gene Ontology annotation, molecular function: inositol-1,4,5-trisphosphate 3-kinase activity; inositol hexakisphosphate kinase activity; inositol-1,4,5,6-tetrakisphosphate 3-kinase activity. NCBI's taxonomy places the organism in Eukaryota, Fungi, Ascomycota, Sordariomycetes, Glomerellales, Glomerellaceae. The record is from RefSeq and is a predicted model, not a curated record. Gene Ontology annotation, biological process: inositol phosphate biosynthetic process; phosphatidylinositol phosphate biosynthetic process.
AUGGCCAAAACAAAGAUUCCCAAUCUCCCGGAUCUCUCUGAUCUUCUCGACUACGAUCACACUGUUGCUGGCCAUGCUGGAACCAUGACGACUGCCGAUGGCUCCAUGUUCAUCAAGCCCUGCACGCAGGCAGAGAUCGACUUUUACCAGUCGGCCUACUCAGACCCUGCGCAUUCCGACUUCAAAGAAAUAAUGCCCGACUUCUGGGGAACCUUGAGCCUCCUCGACCCUCUCGAACUCAGCUCUGUCGAAGACGGUGUUCCCGGUCCCGUCGCCUCGCCCGAAGCCAAGAAGGAGCUCGAGGCCUCCGUUACCGGACAACCCCCGGCCGAUUCGCAUCAGGAGAAUGGAAAGUGGGUGCAGAACAAGUCAAAGAAGAUCAAGACCGAUCAGUCGGUCGUCCUCAACAACUCUGGCUCCGGCUUCACCUCGCCCAAUUUUCUCGACGUGAAGUUGGGUGUCAGGCUGUGGGCCGACGAUGCGCCUGUCGAGAAGAAACGCAGGUUUGACGAUAUCACGAGCAAGACCACACACGGCCCCCUGGGCUUUAGAAUCGCUGGCAUGAAGGUCUGGCGCGGGUCUACCAUGAAAUCUGAGCUGGAUCAGAAUGACUACAAGGUAUACGAUAAGGACUACGGCCGCACCUACGUAAAUACCGAUAAUGUCGUCGAAAACUUCCGCAAAUUCAUCUUCAACAAGGCCGCCGGUAUCGACGACGACCUGGCACGCGCUGUUGUCACGGCUUUCCUCCAUGAUCUGCGAAACGUUGAACGUGUCCUCUCCUCGGAAGAGAGCAGGAUGUACUCGGCCAGCUUGCUGUUCGUCUUCGAGGGCGACGGCGACAAGCUCAGGGAAGCAAUUGCGCAGAAUAACGCGGCCGUCGACAGUAUCGCGGCCGCGGAGGCCAAGAUUGAGGCAGAGGGCGAGAAGCCUGGUAGAACUACCUCCCGUGUGGAUAGUGGCAUCGAGCUGAUCGAGGAAGACCGUGUGACGAUCCAUGUUCCCGAUCACGGUAGCCUUUCAGACGACGAUGACGACGACGACGAAGAACUGCCCAAGGUCUUUACGUUGAAACUCAUCGAUUUUGCACACGCGCAGUGGACUCCCGGCCAGGGUCCCGACGAAAACGCGCUCAAGGGCGUGCGGAGUCUGAUCAAAAUAUUCGAAGAAAUGGAAAAGGAAGAGUGA